This is a messenger RNA of Micromonas commoda, 1566 nucleotides long. RefSeq lists its product with no specific name. Gene Ontology annotation, molecular function: extracellular ligand-gated monoatomic ion channel activity; transmembrane signaling receptor activity; neurotransmitter receptor activity. The record is from RefSeq and is a predicted model, not a curated record. Gene Ontology annotation, cellular component: neuron projection; membrane; synapse. The transcript has a single exon. NCBI's taxonomy places the organism in Eukaryota, Viridiplantae, Chlorophyta, Mamiellophyceae, Mamiellales, Mamiellaceae. The coding region runs from base 1 to 1566 and encodes 521 amino acids. Gene Ontology annotation, biological process: nervous system process; monoatomic ion transmembrane transport; chemical synaptic transmission.
AUGCGCGGCAAGGGGCUGCCGAGCUUGGGGGAGGAUGCGGCGAAGGGGGGCGGCGUGACCUUCGAAACGGAUACCAUGGGCGGCCGAUUGCCCGGGAUUCCGCCCCCCGGGAGCGGCGACGCGUUCACGCCGGCGCAGACCUCACGGAGGAUCAGCCUGAAGCGCGCCACGUCCCGGAGGAUCACGCGCAGCGUCGGGAAAGUCGCCGUGUCCCUGCGCGCGCGACGCGUCUUCGACGUCGACACCGUCAACGAGACCUACGGCGUCCAGCUUCAGAUAUAUUUCAUGUGGGAGCUGCCGUACUGGGAGCAGGCGCCGUCCGAGGAGGAGCUCCUCAAGAACACCUGGCUGCCGGUGUGGGUACCCAAAUUCCGCGUCAAGCACCAGCAGGCCUGCAGCUCGCAGGAGGUGACGUACAAGUUCAUCAGGAGCAACGACCCGGAGACGCAGCCGCAGAUGGUCCUCGCCGAGCAUCUCCAGCAGGUCCAGCUGUUCCAGCCGUUCGACCUGAGCUCGUUCCCGGGUGACUGCCAAGGUCUAACCGUGGACAUCGAGAUGGAGCAGGACGUGGCUGAGUGCCAGCUGGUGCCGUUCAGCGACGGCACGCCGCUGGGAGACGUGCUCCGGAACAACUGCUUCCUGAAGGACUUCAAGCUCCUGAAGAUGCCCGCGCGGAACGUGACACGCGCGCGGGACAUCUUCCUGGAGAAGCUGAAAUCCCCGCGGAAGCACGAGCCCCUGGAGCCGACGGGGAGCAGCAAGCACCUCGGUUUCCUCCAGAACGCGGCGGGGAUGGGGAAGGGGUGGAAUUGGGACGACUCCGACGACGAGGGCGCCGGGGAACAUAGUGGGUCCGGGGAACAAAGAGGGGAACAAAGAGGGGAAGAGCAGACGUCUCAUGUCGAGAUACCGCCGCCGUGGAUCGCGUCGCUCACCACGACGGACCCGGCCGAGUCGCGCUUCGGCGAGCGGUUCUCGCGCCUGCUCUUCCGCGUGCACAUUCAGCGAAAGCACGGGUACUACCUUCAGAACGUGGUGCACGUGCUCUUCGGCGUCGCCACCCUCGCGCUGUCGUCGUGCACGUACCCGCCCACCGACAUCGCGGGGCGACACGCCAUCGACUUCACCGUCAUCCUCACCGCGACGGCGUUCAAGCAGAGCGUCGCGUCGAUGGUGCCCAACAUCAACUACUCCACGGCGCUGGACAGGUACGUGGUGGCGUGCUUCUACUUCUUGUUCCUCAUGACGGGCUACCACGCCGUCCUGCCCACCCUGUUCGGCGUGGGGCGCGAGGCGAUGCAGGGGACGUUCGAGAUCAGGAUCAACGAGGAUGACGAGAACGAGGCGUUCGAGUACAUCACGAAAAAGAAGCUGAACCUGAUGCAGGAUGUGGACUACUACAUCAACAUCGUGGGCUCGUGCGUGUGGUUCGUGUUCAACAUCUGGUGGCACUGCGCGUUUCGAUGGAAGCGAUGGCACGGACGGUUGAGGUACCUGAAGGAUGCGGAUAACUUCGAGCGAGGGAUCGGGUUCCUGAUCAACCCGAAGGAGUUCGAGUCGUCCUAA